AUGGGUUCCCGGAUCGCCAGCUGGCGCUCGAGCGCAGCCCAAUUCGCGCAUGGAGGCCGCCGGCGACUGCGCCUCGUGAAGAGGGAAAGGGGGGCGUCUUCGCUGUCCAGGCCACCGGGGCACUACCGCCCAGUUUUCAGCAAGGUGAAGGCUGUAGGCGAUCAGCGGACAGGAGAUGCAGGUGGCACGUUGGUGUCUUCCACUGAAGAGGAAGAUGCCGCCAUGGAAAUCUUCCAGUCAUUUGAGGGAGCGGAGGACGUAGAGUUCCGUGGAGAGUCUGUUGCGGCAUGGGUUGGAGCAGCAUUUGCAUUUGGUGCUGGCGUGUGGUACUUCCUGGGAUCUGAGAAAGCAGAAGAGUACUUUGCGGGAUACCUUCUGGAGCAGAGCCUGUCUGUGGACAACCUGUUUGUCUUCAUCCUGGUGUUCAACUACUUCCAGACCCCCACAGAAUUCCAGCCCAAAGUGCUGACAUAUGGAAUUGUAACAGCUGCAGUGCUGCGCCUAGUGAUGGUUGUGCUGGGCGUGGAGCUGAUAGACUCGUUCAAGCCUGUGCUGCUGGGCUUUGCGGGCCUGCUUCUGUACUCGUCCUAUAAUCUCAUUGUUGGUGGCAAUGAGGAUGAAGAGGAUCUGGGGAACAACGGCGUGGUUAAGUUGUGCAAGAGGGUCUUGCGCGUUUCAGAUGCGUACGAUGGCGAGAACUUCUUCACUCUCGAAAAUGGCGUUCGUGUGGCAACUCCACUUCUUCUCGCUCUGGCUGUGGUGGAACUUAGCGAUGUUGUCUUCGCAGUGGAUUCCGUCCCUGCAGUAUUUGGUGUGACUUUGGACCCAUUCAUCGUCUACACAUCCAACAUGUUUGCUAUCUUGAGUCUGCGUUCGUUAUAUGGCUUUGUCAGUGUGAUCAUGACCGAGCUCAGGUACCUUGACAAGGCGGUGGCGCUGGUGUUGGGCUUCAUUGGUGUGAAGAUGAUUGCGGACUUCACAGACUACCACAUUUCCACAGAGCUGUCGCUGCUGGUGGUCGGGGUGCUCUUGGGCGGGGGCGUCGCUGCCAGCCUUUGGUUACCAGAGCCUGCCGAUGGUGCGUAG
Ostreobium quekettii is the source of this 1086-nucleotide messenger RNA. Lineage: Eukaryota; Viridiplantae; Chlorophyta; Ulvophyceae; Bryopsidales; Ostreobiaceae. The record is from the annotation of a GenBank genome assembly.